AGUCAGCAAACAUUUCGUUUCCUCCUAGAAUUCCUUGUCUCAAAAACUCUCACUCACUCGGCCACUGAAACAAAACACCCAAAAAAUGGAGCUGAGUUUUCAUCUCUGCAUAAUCUCUCUGCUCUUGCUCUCAUCAAAAUCAGCAGCAAAAGAAUCAGAGAUAAUCUCGAGGUUCCAGCGCUACCUUCAGAUCAACACGGCGCAGCCUAAGCCCCUGUACCGCGAAGCAGCAGAUUUCAUCCUCUCCGAGGCCGCUUCCCUCUCCCUCGAGUCGCAGACUCUCGAGUUCGUCCCUGGCAAGCCUCUCGUCCUCCUCAAAUGGCCCGGCUCCGAUCCUUCUCUCUCCUCCGUCCUUCUCAACUCUCACACCGACGUCGUUCCGGCCGAGCACGACAAGUGGACACACCCCCCUUUCUCGGCCCACCUGGAUUCGAACGGCGACAUUUACGCCAGGGGGUCCCAGGACAUGAAGUGCGUUGGGAUUCAGUAUCUGGAGGCUAUUAGGCGGCUCAAGGCUUCUGGGUUUGAGCCCAAAAGGUCUGUUUACUUGUCGUUUGUCCCUGAUGAGGAGAUUGGGGGUCACGCUGGUGCUGAGAAGUUUGCUGAAUCUGAUGUUUUCAAGGGCUUGAAUGUGGGCAUUGUGCUUGAUGAAGGGUUGGCCUCGCCGACUGAGAAUUACAGGACGUUCUAUGCGGAGAGGUGUCCCAUGUGGCUGGUCAUCAAGGCUACUGGGGCUCCUGGUCAUGGGGCCAAGCUCUAUGACAACACUGCCACGGAGAAUCUCUUCAAAAGCAUUGAGAGUGUGAGGCGGUUCCGGGCUUCGCAGUUUGACUUGGUGAAGGCAGGUUUGAAGGCUGAAGGAGAGGUCGUCUCAGUCAAUAUGGUGUUUUUGAAGGCUGGCACUCCGACUCCGACUGGUUUUGUCAUGAAUUUGCAGCCAUCUGAAGCGGAAGCAGGCUUUGAUAUUAGGGUCCCACCAACUGCUGAUCAGGAGUCCUUGGAGAGACGGAUAGCUGAAGAAUGGGCCCCUUCUUCAAGGAACAUGACAUUUAUGCGUGGGCAGUUCAAGCAGAAGGUUUCUGUGCUUGACGACUCAGGGAGGCCAAUCCUUACCGCAACUGACAGUUCAAACCCCUGGUGGGGCCUUCUAGAAGAAGCUGUCAAAAAAGCUGACGGGAAACUUGGUAAGCCAGAGAUUUUCCCUGCUUCAACAGACGCUCGCUACUUCCGGCAACUGGGUUUGCCAGCAAUCGGAUUCUCUCCUAUGGCUAACACUCCUAUUCUCCUUCACGACCACAAUGAGUUUCUAAACAAAGACGAAUACUUGAAAGGAAUCGAGAUUUACGAAUCUAUUAUCAAGGCUUAUGCAUCUUAUGUUGAUCAUGGAAGAAGCGCAGGGUCCAGAGAUGAGUUGUAAUUCUGGAAUAGCGGCUUGCCUCGUUCCUUUUUUCUCAAGAGAGGUGCCUUGUGUUUUUGCAUUGUUGUAAUAUAAUGGGAGAUGAGAAAUGUCCCGAUACCGUCUGUAUAAUGUAACAAUAAGGCGGAAGCAAGCAUGAGCUUCACCAAACAACGCACAGGAUUUUAUUUUAUUUUCCAUAGAUAUAAACAUGGUUUUAGGGAGAUAUAUUGGUUAAUCCCUCAUGGUAUUCCAAUUUUUUUUUCUCCGAUAAUUUGUCAUUUCAUCCCGAAAAAAUAAAAAAUUAUACCAAUUUGGUUA
This is a messenger RNA of Prunus persica (peach), 1717 nucleotides long. Its product is annotated as aminoacylase-1. Gene Ontology annotation, biological process: amino acid metabolic process. The transcript has 5 exons. Gene Ontology annotation, molecular function: aminoacylase activity. Lineage: Eukaryota; Viridiplantae; Streptophyta; Magnoliopsida; Rosales; Rosaceae. Gene Ontology annotation, cellular component: cytoplasm. The coding region runs from base 86 to 1417 and encodes 443 amino acids. The record is from RefSeq and is a predicted model, not a curated record.